UUGCUGAGCAACCGACGUCAACAGCGCCGCCGACCUCGCCAGGGCUCCGCUGCCUCUGGGAACCACCGACACAUCGACUCUGACCGUUCCACUCAUCCGAUGGAGGAGGACGACGAGCUCCACGCGGUGCUCGCCGAGCUGGCGGGGGACGAGAGCGCGGACCGGCUCCGGCGGGAGUACGAGAAGCUCGCCGACGCCCUGAGGAAGUCCCGGGACAACGAGAGGAGGCUGAUGUCCAAGUGCAGGGAGCUGAACGCCGAGGUGGUGUCCAGCUCCACCCGAGUGGCAGCGGCCCUCAAACUGUCCCAGGACGACGAGGCCACCAUCGCCUCACUGAAGAGGGAGCUGGAUAAAGCUUGGAAAAUGGUUGAUGCCGCUCAUGAGAAGGAGAAGAGGGACAAAGAGGCCAUCAAGAAUUUAAAAGAAGAAGUCGCCAACCUGACAAAUGUGACCGAACAACAAACGGGCUCCUCCGUGGAGCAGGAGCACAGGGAUCUCCUCAGAACCAACGAGGAGUUGACGACCGAGCGGGAUCGGCUGCUGACAACUGCGGAGGGUCUGAGAGAACAACUGAGCGAGGCCACUGUCGCCCGGCAGGAGGCCGAGGCCCGGAGGCAGAGUGCCGACGAUAGCAUCUCUCAGCUCCAGCAGGAGCUCCAGGUACAACAGAACGAGAUCUCCCGGGAAAUGAGGCUGAAGGAAAAGCUGGACAAGGAGGUGAAGCAGCUGCACGUGGACAUGGAGGCCAAGGUGAUGGACGUCAAGGCUCUGAAUGCUCAGGGCCAGAAGUCCAAAGAGGAGCAGCUGAGACUGGAGCAGCAGCUGAAAGAGCUGAAGGUCGUGAAUGAGCGAGUCGCCAAGGAGCUGGAGCAGCUGCAGGGGAAGAACACCAGGCUGCAGCAGGAGACCGAGCAGCUCUCUUCAGUCAGGGAGCAUCUGGCCCUGGAAAAUCAGCAGAGCGCCAAUCAGCUCAAGAUGAGAGAGGAGGAGGUGACUCAGAUGCGUCAGGAGAUCGCCAAGCAGACAAAGAUGAGGGAGGCCAUCCAGAAGAGGUUCCACCAGAUAGAGGAUCAGAAGGCUGACGUGGACGUGCAGAGGGAGACACUGAAGGCUCAGAUAGCGGGUCUGGAGAAAGAUCUGGAAUCCUCCCAAAAGCAAGUAGAAGCUGACAAGAAGGCCAUCGAUGAGCUGGUCCGAGAGCGAGGCAUCUUAAACAAGAACAUGAUCAAAACUGCGCAGUCGACGGAGAAACAGCAGAACCUCGUGAAGCUCCUGGAGCAGGACAAGAAGACGCUGGAGCAUGAGAUCAGUGGAUACCGGCAGGAGGCGCAGAAGCAACGCAAGAUCAUCCAACAGCUGGAAAAAGAACGGGACCGCUACAUCAAUGAGACCAGCAGCCUCAUGCAGAAGGUGCAACAGAGGAUGACUGAGGUUGAGGUGAGAGAGAUGGAGAUAUUUGAUUGGAAGAAGAAGGUCACUGAGGCAGAGUGCAAACUCAAACAGCAAGAGAACCUGCUGGAGUCUGUUGUGGCUGAACGCAACCUCUACAGCAAAAACCUCAUCGAGGCCCAGGAAGAGAUCGCGGAGACCAAGAGGAGGAUGAAGACCGUGAACAACCAGGUCACCCGGCUGAGAGACGAGAUCACGGGGAAGGAGCUGGCCCUGGCCAAAGAUCAGCAGGAGCACAGGCGCUUGGAGAAGGAGAACGAGUCGCUCAAGGGGGAGCUGCAGUUCCUUAAGAUGCAGCUGGAAGAAACAAAGCAGCGCGUUGACAGUCAAAAAGCAGAGCAGCAAAAACUUCAGAAGAUUAUUGCGGAUGCGGAUGCCGAGCAGAUCCAACAGAAGAAACAACUGGACCAGGUGAUCAGAGAGCGGGACAGCCUGGGGAAACAGCUGCUCCGCCGCAACGACGAGCGCGCGCUGCUGUUUGAGAAGAUCAGGAUCCAGCAGUCAGUCCUCAGCAAGGGAGACUUCCACUACAACCAGCGGGUGGAAGACAUGCGUCUGCUCAAGCUGGAGAUCAAGAGGCUCCGGCGCAAGAAGAGCAUCCUGGACAAGGCGGUGCCCAACGCUGAGGAGCUGAGGCAAGAGCUGUUCCACCUGCAGAGGGAGCUGCUCAGGGAAAGGACGAGAAACAGCGUGCUGGAGGAACAGCUGAAACCCAUAAACAUUCACCGAUGGAGGCGACUGGAGGGCAGUGACCCCGGCAGAUACGAGCUCAUCCAGAAGAUUCAGUCCCUGCAGAGGCGACUCAUUGCCAAGACUCAGGAGCUGGAGGAACACGAGCUCCUGCUCCAGGAGAAGGAGAAGCUGUACGUGGAGCUGAAGCACAUUCUGGCCCGGCAGCCUGGUCCAGAGGCAGCAGAGCAGCUGCAGCAGUGCCAGUGGACCGUCAGAGAGAGAACCAAGAAGCUCAAGGUGUUGGUAGCAGAGCUGAGAAUGCUCGACUCAAAGAUGAACGAGUACAAAAGUGAGAAUCAGAGGUUGGCCAAUGAGCUUGCGAACAUCAAGAAAAAGUACCUCAGUCAGAAGAAGCUCCACAGCGAGCAGAGGACCCGGCUCAGGGGGGAGCAGCUGGAACCUCUGCCCCAGCUGAGCAGCAGACCUCACUUCACCGGAGGAGGCUUCAAGAUCGACAGCCCCGGGAGAAGAUGACGGUCCUAUCAGGAGAUGUUAUGUGAUGUAGCUCUGGCGUAAGUCCAGUCAGGAGGACAACUCUCAUUCGUCGGCCGUUUAAUCCUCAGUCCUUCUGCCUUCCGUGCCCUCACACGUGCUCACUCGCAGCUUCAUGCCGUCAUUUCACUGGGCCGUCAUUUCAGUGAUCAGCUGUUCAUCAUCCAUCUCCCCAUGGAGUUCCUCCAGUGCCUUGAUCAAGACUUUGUCAUCACAUAUCAUUCUGUUAAAUCUGUAAUAAAUAAUUAUUCUUCAUCCCCUAGUCUCUCCCGAUUGACAUAUAUUUAGCCCUUGCUGUCUUGACUAAGCAAGGGCUUAGACAUGACUAACUGAAUGACCUUAGACAAAAUCAUGUAUGUCCUGAAAAACAGACAUGAUAUGUUUUUAAAGAUCUGGCAGUGUUUUAUUGAAUAUAUUGGAACAAUACCUCUAUCUAGUGUUGAUUUGCUUUAUCCUUUGGACUGGCUCCAAUAAAGACCAACACUGACAUCAGGGACUCUUUAUCAGUUGAGGUAUCUCAGUCACAGGUAUGUUAUUAUAUAAUAUAUGUUUGUGUGUGUGUGUGUUUUACCUUGUUUUCUGUUGUCUGUAUAUUAUGUUAUUGAGUCUUAGCGGCAAUAAGUUUGUUUUUGCAUAUUUGAAAACAUGGAUGGAGAAUAUUAGCGAUUCAUUUGUAAGUUUAUGUGAAGAUGAUUUGCUUUGUUUUUAUUGACAUAUAAAGCACCUUGAUUGGA
Scophthalmus maximus (turbot) is the source of this 3407-nucleotide messenger RNA. RefSeq names its product cilia and flagella associated protein 58 (gene cfap58). Lineage: Eukaryota; Metazoa; Chordata; Actinopteri; Pleuronectiformes; Scophthalmidae. Gene Ontology annotation, cellular component: cytoskeleton. The record is from RefSeq and is a predicted model, not a curated record. The transcript has 18 exons. The coding region runs from base 100 to 2655 and encodes 851 amino acids.